Daldinia caldariorum is the source of this 679-nucleotide messenger RNA. RefSeq lists its product as uncharacterized. Lineage: Eukaryota; Fungi; Ascomycota; Sordariomycetes; Xylariales; Hypoxylaceae. The record is from RefSeq and is a predicted model, not a curated record. The coding region runs from base 152 to 532 and encodes 126 amino acids. The transcript has a single exon.
UGGUCCGUUACCUGCACCUGGGCAAAGAUCGCCAAUAGGACUACUUCCGCCGACCGAAUCACAAUUGGCAAGACAGCACCCGUCAGCAACUCAAGUAGGAUUGACAACGAGACCAAACAGACCUAUUCGGCCAACGGCACCCGUUAGACCGAUGGUGCAUCGACCACAUUUCCCAUUCCGGGUACCUUUUGCUAUACGACCACCACGAUAUUUACCACAACCUUUGUUGGCUCGUGUUGAUAGACGGAGAGAUCGUCUUCAACGCCGCCCUGGACGUCCUGUCAGAGUUUACUCUGCCCCAGGGAGUUCAACGUCACGUGCGGCACGCGCAGCCCGUUUGAUUCCGCAGAGGCCAUCAGGUUUCCUACCGACGUCAGCCAUUUCUGAAGGGGUUUCCCUUGAACAUCGGACGGUUACGAUUCCUGGAGCACCAAGGACACCACCAGCACAGCGUGACUUGUCCCCAGGACCGUCCCUGACAUUAGAAGACCUGGGUGCGUUAGAGAAAGCUAUUAGCCACCUUACCAUUUAAGUGUUGUGGGCAUACACAUGGGUUCUCACAUCUGAAGAAAAAAAACUCUAUGGUUGAGAUAGUCGUUUUGGGUCUAAGUAUCGUCUGAGUUUCUAGCAACAAGUUGUUUCCAGCAAGACCACAACAUGAUUUCAUGUGGGAAUGACA